Ambispora gerdemannii is the source of this 177-nucleotide messenger RNA. Lineage: Eukaryota; Fungi; Glomeromycota; Glomeromycetes; Archaeosporales; Ambisporaceae. The record is from the annotation of a GenBank genome assembly.
AUGACCAAUAGUUAUCUCCAAUACACACAAAUAUGCGCCAGAGCCGUUCGGAAUGCUUUAAAAGAGGAGCAACGCGUGCUUGCGCAACGUCGUGACGAACAAGGACUAAAAUAUGCGAAAUGGGAAACGGGAAAACAAGGAGAAGUGAAAAACGUAGAAUUGCUAAGAUCCGAAUGA